AUGGCGAAGCGAAAGUUUGUAUCGUCCAAGAAAAACGCGCCAAGUCGUACGAUCUCGAGCAAAGAGGCGGCGCUACGUGGCCGAAGUGGUGGCGCAGACGGAGCGGCAUCAGAAUCGAGUGACUCGGCGGCCUCUUCGAACGUAGAGUCGUCCACGCCAGUGUCCUCCGAGAGCGAACAAGAGGAUGAUGACGGUAAUUUGACCGCUGGUCAACAGCCGGUCGCGGUGGACGUGAUGCCGGCUAGUGUAGGAAGGGGAAAGCAAUUACGAUUCCCAAGUGCUAUAUCGCGGGGCAAGGUAUUGCCGACUGAAGGCGGUGUCGACUCGGACGCUGAAGAUUCGGAUGAUGAGAGUUUGUUGUCAGUUGCAGAAAGCGACGACGAAGAGCAUGACCGAGGAGCAACGACGACGGAGGUAGAGGAGGAACCUGCUAUCGUGAUGUCUGUUGAUCACGAGAAGCUUACUCAGGCGAGUCAUGAGUCGAAAGCAAAUAAUGAAACCACGUCAACGUACCCGAUCAAGGCUGUCCGCGCGCGGAAGCGACAUCGACCAGACUCCGACUAUUACAAGCAAAUGUCCACGUAUGUGCGGGACUGUUUGCUCAGAGUACGGUGCACUAGCAAUAGUGAGACUUCCAUCGACGCAAUUGAAAUUGAGUCAUCAUCGCGGCACGAUGAGUUUCGGCGACAGCUAGCUGUGGGAGAAGCAGAACGCGUGACAUGGAAGGAGCCUCCUUCUGUGGAGUCUGGCACGGGAGAUCAAUCCGAUGAAGCCAAAUCUAGCAAGAUGAACCAGUCAAGCAAAUCUAGCAGCUUGAGCAAGACCAGCAAGCCGGUCAAGUCCAACAGCAAAGACAAGGAGCUGGUGAUGGACUCAAAGAAGACCAAUACAAAUAAGUCGGCUUCUCUUCCGUCGAAUGAAAAUGCAGCUGAUAAUCUGACACUGCCGGCUCGAUCCCCGGCACCUGUUGCACCGACAAUCUGUGAAGUAUGCAAAAAGAAGAUGAAUGGUGAAACAGGAAAGGAGGAAGAGCAGGAACGACUAGGUAAAAGUGUGAAGACUGUGAAGACUGAAGAUGUGAAGGAACCACUAGGAGAGGUGAAGAAGGAGAACACUGCGCCCCAGGCCUCUACUCCACCUGUUGGGUCUUUUAUGAUCACAUUCUUACCCGAAGGUGAUGCACAGAAGCUACGGCUAGAGUCAGCAAAACUGAUGGACGAGGCACGAAAACUGAAGCACGAGGGUAAUCGUCGUGGAUCUAGUGAAUGCGGCACGGAGGGACAGCUCACACAAGGCAAGUAUUACCUACGCUCGGGUGCUAAGUUUUUCGCAUACGCACUGAAGCUGCAAGAAGUGAAAGUGGCGUAUCAGAAAAAAAGUGACGCUCAGCACGCGCAAUCGUUUGGCGAGAACUGUAUCACGACUCUUUCGCAGACGUCAUCGCUGGUUGAGAGCACCAUUCGCGCGUUUCAGAGUGCCGGCAGCAUGCGGCUAGCCGCCCUCGGCUGCAAAAUGGCUGCAGUAAUACAUCUUACUGUUUAUCGGCUGCAGCACCGCAAGCUGCAGUCAUUCUAUUCGGAGCUAUUUACACCCGGACGCUCACCCGAAUCGCGGGAGAACGGCCUCACUCCGCCCAUCGAUCCGAACAAUAACCUGAACAGCUGCAGCAGCAAAGAUGCUGCUAUGCGCAAGCACUUGCUGAAGGAGAUGGAACACACACUGCGCGGAUUUGAAAUGUGGCGACGUUACGAGUCUUACAAGGUGAGUGUGUUACCGCGAGUGACAAACCCUGUGAUUUUAGACCCAGCUGUGUUUUUUGAAGACCUCGAAGCAGAGCUCAGUCAGUCUUAG
Molecule: messenger RNA, 1851 nt
Organism: Hyaloperonospora brassicae
Lineage: Eukaryota; Oomycota; Peronosporomycetes; Peronosporales; Peronosporaceae
Source: the annotation of a GenBank genome assembly